Molecule: messenger RNA, 1388 nt
Organism: Seminavis robusta
Lineage: Eukaryota; Bacillariophyta; Bacillariophyceae; Naviculales; Naviculaceae
Source: the annotation of a GenBank genome assembly
AUGAACGGCCAUUUGGCAUUGCUCAAAUAUGCACAUGAAAAUGGCUGUGUCUGGAACUUUUGGACCUGCGCAAAAGCUGCCGAGAAUGGCCAUUUGGAUGUCCUGAAGUAUGCACAUCAAAAUGGAUGUCAAUGGGAUGGCCGUACUUGCUAUUCUGCGGCUGAAAAUGGCCAUCUGGAUGUUUUAAAGUAUGCCCAUGGAAAUGGCUGUCCAUGGGAUGAGAGGACAUGUUGCAACGCUGCUGAAAAUGGCCAGUUGGAGUGCCUCAAAUAUGCCCAUGAAAAAGGGUGUCCUUGGGAUGACUCGACGUGCAGCCAAGCUGCUGAAAAUGGUCAUUUGGAGUGCCUCAAAUAUGCCCAUGAAAAUGGCUGUCCUUGGGAUGAAGAGACAUGCAGCGAUGCUGCAACUGGUGGCCAUGUGGAAGCCCUGAAGUAUGCCCAUGAGAAUGGGUGUCCAUGGGAUGACGAGACAUGCAGCAAUGCUGCUAAAGGUGGCCAUGUGGAAGCCCUGAAGUAUGCCCAUGAGAAUGGGUGUCCUUGGGAUGAAGAGACAUGCAGCAAUGCUGCUGAAGGAGGCCAUGUGGAGACUCUACAAUAUGCGCAUGAAAAUGCCUGCCCAUGGGAUACUCAAACUUGUAAUUCUGCAGCUAAGAACAGUCAUUCGGAAUGCCUAAGAUAUGCCCAUGAAAAGGGAUGUCCAUGGGACAAACCAUUGGUGUGCAGUGAAGUUGCUGAAAAAGGCCACUUUGAAAUCUUGAAGUAUGCCCAUGAGAAUGGCAGUGAAUUGGAUCCGAGCACAAGCUACUACGCCGCUCGAGAUGGCAAUGUUGAAAUACUGCAGUACGCACAUGAGAAUGGCUGCCCAUGGCAUGAAGAUAUAUGUGAUAGUGCCGCUGACCAUGGCCACUUAGAAUGCCUGAAAUAUGCUUAUGGAAAUGGAUGUCCGUGGAAUGUUGACAGGUGGUCCUAUGAUGCUUCUCAAAAUGGUCAUUUGGAAAUCUUGAAGUAUGCCCUGGCAAAUGGCUAUCCACUGGAAAAUGCAAACGUGUAUGCAAAGCUGCUGCAAAAUCUGGUCAUUUUGAGUUGUUUAAGUAUUUGCUUGAAAUGGGUUGCUCUUGCACUCAAUCUGAUUUAGGCCAAAUUGGCUCUCCGGAUGUGAGGGCGAUUGUGAAUCAUCUUCCUAUUGUUUGACGCCGCGCUUCAUGCCGAAAUUGCGCAAAGAAGGAAGGGGCUCUAUAAUCGAGGAAGGGAGUUUCCGUCCUCUACCGGUACUGCAUGGCUGCUGGAGUACUGUGUUACAGCUGCGAUGAACAGACGUGAUUUCCAUUGUCCUUGUAGAAUGAGAGAGCCUAGCCUUAGUUAAAAUAAGAAAACCAUCAAGUUGUUGAG